Messenger RNA from Zychaea mexicana, 2478 nucleotides. RefSeq lists its product as uncharacterized. NCBI's taxonomy places the organism in Eukaryota, Fungi, Mucoromycota, Mucoromycetes, Mucorales, Lichtheimiaceae. The transcript has 4 exons. Gene Ontology annotation, molecular function: nucleic acid binding; metal ion binding. The coding region runs from base 1 to 2478 and encodes 825 amino acids. The record is from RefSeq and is a predicted model, not a curated record.
AUGCUGUACCUAACGGCCGACUUUUUCCCCAUCUUUGUGCCGCUAGGCGUUAUUGGAUUCUACCGAUACCUGAUCUUCUUUAUCAAAUUGGUGGCCUGGGGCCUAUACCGACCCAUUCGACCGCUCGAAAAACCUAUCUACAAUCCCGAAAAAGAUGUAACCAUUGUAGUGCCUACAAUUGAUGCUGGCGAGGAAUUUCGAGAAGCAGCGCACUCUUGGCUCGCAUGUAAGCCGAAAGAAAUCCUGAUCGUGACUGAAGAAACCAUGCGACAACCUAUUCAAGAACUGGUCAACACGAUUGCUCCAGACAAGAUCAAAAUCUACUCUGUACCCAAGGCCAGCAAACGCGAUCAAAUGGUCGAAGGCAUCCGACAUACUAAUACCGAUAUCCUUGUUUUCGCAGACGACGAUGUGAUCUGGAAACCAACCAUGUUGCAAUACAUUUUGGCAUGUUUCGAAGACGAGUCGAUCGGUGGUGUAGGCACUUCACAAAUUGUCAAACCCAUCGGCAAGCGUCAGACCAUAUGGGAGAUUUUGGCAGGCUUUCGAUUGACAAUUCGAAACAUCGAAGUCGCCGCGUCAACGCAUAUUGACGGUGGCGUAUGCUGUAUUUCUGGGCGAACAGCUGCAUACCGCACCGUCAUUCUUAAGGACCCGGGCUUUAUUCACAGCUUUACUAACGAUUAUUGGCGUGGCAAGUACAAGCUCAAUUCAGGCGAUGACAAGUUUUUGACCCGAUGGAUGAUAUCCCAUGGAUGGCGUACGUACAUGCAAGUAUGCAAAGAGGCCCAGCUUUUGUCGACGUUCAAGGAUAAUUGGCGCUUUUUAAUGCAAGUACUAAGAUGGACGCGUAAUACUUGGCGCUCGGAUUUUCGGUCCUUGUUCACAGAACGUUACUUGUGGACUACACACCCGUUUGUGUCAUACACCAUGAUUGACAAGUUUUUCAACCCACUUACACUACUCAGUGGACCUGUAUCCGUCGUUGUGCUAUGCUUCUUGCAGUACCAUUUACCACAAUGGAACAUUGUCGCCUCCUAUCUGGUUUGGUUGAUAUUGACACGUCUCAUCAAGCUGUCGCCGCAUCUUAUCCGAUAUCCACAACAUGUUUUUGCUUUGCCCGGCUUUCUAGUAUUUAACUUCUACUUUGCCUUUAUGAAAUUCUCUUUCUCUAAUAUCCUCUCUCUCCAAAAUCCCUCUUCUCCUCCGCUACAUGGACCAAAUAUCAUGGUUGCGUACACUGAAGUCUCGAACGAAAAUCUUUCUGGACUAUACAAUGUCAUUCUCGACAAAGUGAGCCAAGCUCAAUAUAUAGCCAUUGACUGUGAGUUUACAGGCCAUUUACGCGGCUUGAUCACCAACCUGGAGCAGCGUUACGAUGGCAUGGCACAGAUUGUGCGAUCGCACUCAAUCUUAUCCGUCGGUCUGACAACGAUCACGGCGGAUCGCGCGUUUGAUAACUUUGAAUUCUUGCUCAACAAUCAAAACCCGUACCAAGCCAACGCAAGCAACCUAAAGUUCCUUGCAGAAAACGGAUUUGAUUUCAAUCGUCAUUAUUCGAUUGGCAUUCCUUUUCGUCCCGGUCCUUAUUCCUUUGCGCCAGACAAAAAGAAAGGUGGCAGUACAAAGCAAAAACAACGACAGCAGCAACAGCAGCAAGAACAAGAGAAACAGGAGCGACGGCUACGGGAGCUAUGGUUUGAUAUCUUCUGCAUAUUACGCACAAAGGGUAUUCCUUUGAUCGUGCACAACGGUCUACUCGACUUGAUGUACAUCUAUCAAAGCUUCAUCACAAGUAUACCGGCCAAACUCUCCGGGUUCGUAGCGGAUAUGGUCGAAGCUUUCCCGGCUGGGAUCUAUGAUACAAAGUAUAUAGCAAACCAUGUUCUAUACGAGCAGACAUCAUUUCUCUCUUAUCUGUAUCAUAAAUACGAGCGCUCUGGCUACGAGGUCCAUGUCCAGGAUGCAUUGUUACCAGAAAAAACAGAUCAAGUGGCGGAUUCUAGACCUAAAAAAAGGCAACGCAAAGAUAACGGCAGUAGUAACAAGGAAAAUGAUGGAAUUUGUGACCAAUAUGCUGCGCGAGGAUGGUGUCCUGCGGGCCAAGCAUGCGAACGUUCUCAUGAUUUAAACCGGAUACUGGACCGUGAUCAGAAGGUAAACGCCGCAGAUACAAAGGGACAACAACCACAACCAGAACUUGCACCAGCAGAAUCAGUACCAGCAGCAGUAGAAGAAAAAUCACAAGAACAAGCACCACUACCACAACCGAGUUCACUACCGAAAAAAGAGCACUCGUCUCACUUUGAUGCAUUCAUGACAGGCUACAUUUUCUGCCACAUGGUAAACAAGCUCCUGGAGAACGAGGAUGUUGGUGACAUAAUGAACAAACUCAACGUUAUGAAGCUUGACGUUCCUUUGCGCAUCACCAAAAGCACUUAUGCAAAGCCAACAUUGCAAUGGAAAGUAUAUUGUUGA